Molecule: messenger RNA, 1612 nt
Organism: Myxocyprinus asiaticus (Chinese sucker)
Lineage: Eukaryota; Metazoa; Chordata; Actinopteri; Cypriniformes; Catostomidae
Gene: lysmd2
Product: LysM, putative peptidoglycan-binding, domain containing 2
Exons: 3
Coding region: 367-1005 (212 amino acids)
Source: RefSeq, a predicted model, not a curated record
GACAGUUGCGUUGCGUCGCGUCACGCCGUUCGCAUAAGUCUUUGACUAGUUAACUGGCUACCGACGUCACAUUCCAGCCGCAACUCUGAAAGACGCGACGCGCUCAUUCUCUAUCUCAGGCGGCGUAGAUGUGUGUCAUCAUCACACACGCGCGCGCACAUCAGGUUUCACCGGACUGACCGCGUACCUCGCGCAGGCUCACGGUAAUCACAAUGGCGCCUGGAAAAUCACUCAUCUCUCCCGUUUCCUCUAAAUAUCACAGCUAAAAAUGCGCUGCGUGCGGUGUGACGCUGGAAACAUGCAUAUUUUUAUCCUGUGAAUAACAUCAUUCGGUGGUGAAGCUUUUAUAGUAAUAACGGAUUGAAGAUGGCGGAGUUUUCUCCGGUGCUGCCUCAGCUGCGCGAUGAUGGAGGAUGCGGACGGUACGGGCAGCCGCUGUUCCCCAGAUCCCGGUCCGGUUCGGAGUCGGACAGUGAGUUAUCGCAGAGUUUGGCCCGAACAAAGACGCGCUCGUAUGGCAGCACCGCGAGCGUCACGGCGCCGGUAGGUGAGAAAUACAUAGAGCACCGGGUCACAGACGGGGACACGCUGCAGGGCAUAGCGCUCAAAUACGGGGUUACGAUGGAGCAAAUCAAACGAGUAAAUAAGCUUUUCAGCAAUGACUGCAUAUUCCUUCGAAACACACUCAAUAUUCCCGUUAAGUCAGAAAAACGUUCCCUCUUUAAUGGACUGUCUCUGGAGUCGCCUGACAGUGAGGGAAGCAUGCCGCAGGAGUCACCCUGCAUGAGUCAGGAUAUGGACGUCUCGUCACCCCCACCAGAACCAGGAGUUCCAGAACCCAACACCCGACCCGUGCAGGCCGAGGAGCUGUCUGCGAAAGACUACUUACACCGGCUGGACUUGCAGAUCAAACAGUCCAAACAAGCCGCCCGCAAACUCAAAGAGGAUGGUGAGAGGGAGGAAGAUGACCCAACAAACUUGAACUCAUCGUAUCAGGAGAUCUGAGGGAUUCUUCCUCUAUUUACCUGGAGCACUGACAAUGACCCAUCCUCAUCAUAAUCGUCGUCGUACAUCUUUACCUGCUUUUUUACUUGUCCUUUACCCAAAGCAUGAAACAGGACCUUUCAUCAGACUCUUGUGCUGAGGGUCCAUCAUUGCCUUCUUCAGCAGUAUUAUAGUGGUUUUAAUUCAGAUUUUUAUCAUUACUGUUACAGUUCACAUGACAAUGUAGACACUACAACAGGGUUUGUCUUCUUUAGAUAGAGAGCAAUAGCACUCCACAUGUAGAUCACAAAGUACACUUAUGAUAAACCUCUUCACACAGUCUCUGCUUGUAUGAAAUACUGUAUACACAGUCAAUCCCCAAAUGUACUUUCUCAAAGAUAAAAGCAAACUUGGACUCUUGUGUGAAUGCCUGCUGAUUUUAAUUCAUUUUUUUUGGUUUGGCUGCCUAUUAAAGCUUUAUGUGUGGGAUUGAAAGGGAUAAAUCUGUUUUUGUGCGUGUGUGUGUGUGUGUGUGUGUUGUUCUUAUGUGUUGGGGUUUCAUAACGUGUUUUACUGUGCUGUUUGAUUUGGGUAAUGCAGAAUAAAUGCUUCUAUAAGCUGAUCAUGA